AUGGUGUGCGCCGGCUAUCCGCAGCGCGUCAUAUGGGCCGCCGACAGAUUGGGCAAGGACUAUCGAAGCGCGCCGUCGGCAGCUUCUGCUUCCCCCCCUGCCUCGGCCUUGCCCUCGUCACUGUCGUCGAAUGCCGCCAAAUCGCAAAAGAGACGGCGGAAAGAGCUCGCGCCGAAGCUCGCCGACGGCAAUGCUCCGUCGCCGGAACAAGACGUCAAAAAGACACCGACGAGUGAUGCCGCGACGGCAAAAAGCGAAAGCCCGGUCCUGGAAUGGCGUCGACUGCCGGCCGCGGAUCAAAACAGCUUCAUUACCAGUCUCGUCGCCUUUUGUCAACACAUUAUAUCAUCAGACGGAUCGGCAGCAUACCAUGGUCGUCACCUCUCGUCUGAAGCCGUCCGACUCAUCUCCAGGCUUCACGAUCUGAUGCAGGCGCGUAUCGAGGGCCGCUCAACUGGGCCACUUGCCGGGGGGGACACGCGGGACUCUGUAGAGACGGCUCGCCACCGACUUGCGGCGUUGAUUGGCCUCAACGAGGCUCUUGAAGCCGCAAAUCCCUUUGCCUUCCUGGGAAUCGCCGCCUUUGCCGUGCUCGAGGUGUGCGACAGCCCUUUCGGUGAGUGGCAGCGGCACCUUCACGGCGCCAAAUCCCUUCUAGAUUGCCACUGCCCGGACCAGCGUGCCUUGGAAAGGCUGUCCCACACGGUGACGGGUCUGACAGACAUCGUGGCCCGAUUGGUCUGGUGGGACACGCUGGGAGCCGUUGCCAGGGGCAGCAGGGGUCUUAUUUUUGAUGACUGGCAUCGGCAGGCGAUUGACCAGAGCAUCUUUGAGGUCGUGGGAUGCUCGGCAGAUACCUUCGACCUCUUUAGCCGGGUCGCCCAGGGUCAGGUUUCCACCGAUGGCUUGCGUUGCUGCAUCAUGGCUGUGGACCAGCUUGCCCAGGUCGACUCGGGCGAGUCUGCCUGGGCCCUCUCGGCCAACGUCAACCGUUGUGCAUCCGCCAUUGCCGUGCUGGCCCAGUGUGAGGACACGGCGGCAGACGGCCAUGCGCACCGAGCCUUGGAUUCGGCUGUCGAGCGUGCCUGCCAACUCAUUUCUCGCAUGAACCCAUCGUCCAUCUACUACAUUCACGUAGCCGUAUCGGCCUACUUGGCCGGCAUGCAUGCUGCCUCCACCCAUCAGUGCAGAAUUCUGCGAGCGUAUUGGCAUCACUGCAACCAUGCAGGCGUCCAACGGUACCCUGACGGCUUGGCCAAGUGCGAAGAGCGCUGGAGAGAGAGAGGACUGGCGGGACGGGUCGAGUGA
Messenger RNA from Metarhizium album ARSEF 1941, 1308 nucleotides. RefSeq lists its product as uncharacterized. Bases 1 to 1308 code for a protein of 435 amino acids. The transcript has a single exon. The record is from RefSeq and is a predicted model, not a curated record. Lineage: Eukaryota; Fungi; Ascomycota; Sordariomycetes; Hypocreales; Clavicipitaceae.